GUCUCGUAAGGUCCGCAUCAGUUUCAGUAGUGAUCUCUGCAUCGCCACACCAUUACCGCCACCAUGAACGCUAUACUUGUAUUAGCCAUUCUCAGCCUGGCAAUGCCUAUUUAUGGCGAAGAAACACAAGUAGAAAAAAAACAGGAGAAGAGGGGUAUCUUAGGGUUGGGUUACGGAGGAUAUGGAGGAUAUGGAGGAUACGGAGGAUACGGAGGAUACGGUGGAUUAGGAAAUUCUCUGAUUGCGGGAUCAGGUUACGGAGGUCACGCCCUUUCGGUUUCAGGUCACGGACAAAGUGGUUAUCUCGGUGUUGCCCCAGCAAUUGCCUCCUCAGGUCACGGCAUUUUCGCACCCGCCUACGGCUACAGCAACGUGCCCAUAGCGUCUCAUGGAUACAGUGCUCCUCUGGCUUAUCGUAUUGGUUAUUCUGGUGGUCCAGGAUACGGUGGGGCGAAUCUAGGAGGACUCGGACACGGUGCCGCAGGAGCCGCAGGAGUCGCAGGAGCUGCAGGAGCUGCAUAUAGCACCGGAUUGGGAUACGGCGCGAGGGGUGGUCUUGGACACGGUGCGGGACUCGGAUACGGUGCUGGACUCGGAUACGGCGCGGGAUUGGGACAUGGUCUCGGUGCUGGUCUCGGUCGUACUGGUCUAGGUGCCGGUUACGGUGCCGGUUACGGUGCCGGUUAUGGUGCCGGUUACGGCCACGGAUGGUGAAGACGCGGCGACUGAUCAAUUAUCUGACACACGCGGUGUCGCGAAACGUCCAUGAUCCUUCAAUUUCUCUUGUCAACUUUGUCCUGAUUGGCCUUACCACUCUCAAGUUUUAUAUCGUGCGACUUCCAAAUAAAUUUUAUAUUUUUUAGUAAUCCGCAGUACCUUUCUUAUGUCUCCAUUCUUACAGCGAGGGUGAAUUAUAAUCAGUGAUCUCUUGGAAAUUAAAUUGAUCAAUCUGUAAAAUAAAAAA
Molecule: messenger RNA, 964 nt
Organism: Trachymyrmex cornetzi
Lineage: Eukaryota; Metazoa; Arthropoda; Insecta; Hymenoptera; Formicidae
Product: keratin-associated protein 19-2
Exons: 3
Coding region: 64-714 (216 amino acids)
Source: RefSeq, a predicted model, not a curated record